AUGGAAGCCUCGUCUCAGCUCUGCUGUUCUUGCGCGGUUAAGCCUCUCCGACGCACGCGCUCGUCCUUGCCCGACUCAUGGGCUAAGAGAAGCCGCCACCGGUUUGUCCGGAGCACGAGCAGAGGACAAUGGCGGAGCGUCAUCUCGGCAGUGGCCACAUCCGAUCCCAAGACGAAGACGUCAAUUUCAGUGUCCAGUCCUAAGGCCGACAACGGAACUUCCACGGUAAGACAGUGACGACGUGCCUUUUCUCGAUUGCCACAUGGAGAGUAGAAGAAUGUUUUGGUUCCUCGCGUAUGUCCUUCUUUCUAAUUUUUCCCUCUCUGAUUUCAUAAUUUGUCUGUCGGUGACCAUGGCAGAGAUUCGGGAACGUAUCAGAUGAGAUCAGAAGGGUGAGGGCGCAAAUGGAGGAAGACGAACAGCUGGCAUCUUUGAUGAGGGGACUCCGGGGUCAGAAUCUGUCUGAUUCCCAAUUUGCCGACGAGAAUGUUACUCUCCGUUUGGUUGAGGUCAGGUUUCCAUCUCUUGUUCUUACCUACAAAUGAGAACAUGCUUGUACGCUUGUAUUCGUCUUACAAACACCAUGUUUUAUCAUUCUAAUUUAAUGUCACAGAAGACGCGCUGGAUUGAUAACAGUGAUAAUUUGGCGGAUUGUACCGAGUGGUAUGGUAGAUUUGUAGCAUUUAUUGCUGUGGUUGACUUCAUAUUGGCUCUCUAUCUGUUUUAGGGUAGGUAAUCGAUCUGCGGAUAUGGGCCCGAAUUAAGUAUACGUGUAGUUCAUGUAUAGACUACGGUUUAUGUUUAUGUUUACCUUUGGUUACACAUGAUAAUAUCUGGCAAAGAUGCAGAGAAGUUUGUGGAGAUAUUUGGCAAAACUUUGCAAAAUAGAGGCGUAAUAUCAAUGAUUGGACAUGAGAAUACAGUAAAACCUGCCGUUCAGAAGUCACAAUAAUGAAUUAUCAUUCAAGAGACACAAUUUGUCCGUGGUUAGUUAUUCAUUGGUUCAGUUGUGUUUUUCACAUUUUGAGACCAUACCCAGGACACCUGCUGAUUGACUUCAAAGAUUCAACGUGUCUAGGCCAGUAUAAAAUAAAUGGUCAUUUUUAUUUUUUUGCUAUUGUAUGAGCAUUUUGUUGUUUUUACUUGAUGUUUAACAUAUAAAUUGAAAGGUCAGAAAAUUUAUCCUCAAAUGUCAUCAGGAGCCCUUAAGUCAUAGUUAACACGAAGCGCAUUUUGGCUGGACAAAUGCAGAGAUCUCCCUUGCGAGGUGUGCAGGCUGUGAUAUCAAUUGAAAAUACUAGUAAAAUUAAAUAGCGUAUUUCCUGAGUUUAGGACUGCCUAGGCAACAUGGGCUCUUGUGGGUGUCUUCUAAUUUGUUUGCUAAUGAGAGAUGGAUUUAUGUUUUCCCUUGUGAUCUCAUAUUUAAUGCUUCCUGUCUCGAGUAACCAAAGUUGCUGGUUGUCACGCUAUGUCUCCUUUGGUUUUUCAGAUCGUAGAGAGUGGGGAGACUUUGCCACUGGUGUAUGAUCCAGAUAUCAUCUCAGCCUACUGGGGCAAGCGGCCUCGUGCUGUUGCAACAAGAAUUGUUCAGUUGAUGUCUGUUGCUGGUGGUUUUCUUUCUCAUCUUGCCUGGGAUGUGAUAAACAAGAAGAUUAAAGAGGUAAUGCCAGAAGUUAUUGUUUCCUAGAUUUUAUCUUUUCAUGGCAUUGGGUCCGUAUGAUAAUUGUUGUUCUAACUUUCGAGCUCAACUAACUGGAACGACGUACAAUGUAAAUAUUUCGACAGUAUAUUUGUCAGCUGUACUGUAAAAUAUUUUAUUUAUUGGAUUAAGUCAUUACUUAUUUUAUUUUGGAUGCUUAUUUUUGCAGACAUCGUUCAUUGCUUUGUUUUGGAAACCUGUUUUGAAUUUUUACUCGAUUAUUUUCAGAAUGAGGUUGCACGAGCCAUUGAAUUGAGGGAAAUUGUAACCUCUUUGGGUCCAGCAUAUAUAAAACUUGGGCAAGCAUUAAGUAUCCGGCCAGACAUAUUGUCUCCCGCAGCAAUGACUGAAUUGCAAAAGCUAUGUGAUAAGGUAAUACUUAUGAAUAUUUUCCUUUGCAUUCUCUUAUUUUCAACUAUUUUUUAAAAUGGUUGCCAAAUUUUGUUUGUUUUUGUAAAAGCGGAGCUGUUGCUCUCUUUUCUUCUUGCAGAAAUAAUAAAGAUAUUGGAAAAAACACCUCUUGAUUGACAUAAGAUAUGAUUUGCAAGCCAUUUUGGAUGGAACUCAUCUUACCUUUUCUAGCGAUAAUGAAUUGGAACCCAUGUUAUGUUUCUUAGAUUAAGAUUCCCUUCGGAUCUAGGAAAUGCCUGUUACACAUUCUGUGAAAUUGCUUUUACAACGGUAGAAAGCCAAUUGAAUUUACUUCGCAGGUGACCUAAAAUAUGGUGACUGAACAUCAGGAGGAACCGCAAUCCAAGUUUUUCUUCAUUUUCGAAUAGUGAUAGGAGGAAAGCACCAAAUUUAUGUCACAUUUACUCUCCUGGUUACUUUUGUUCUGUAUCAUGAUCUCUGCCUAAAACUUGAUCUGGCAGAAGCGUAUAAUCUAAAGGGAAAGAGAGAAAAAUCAUGCUAUUAUUUCGUGCGUUAUUUUUUAUUUCAAAAACUAUUUACCAGCUAUACUUGGCAGUAUAUGACAUCAGAAGCCGUUUUAAUUGAUGGACUUUAAUCGGUGGGUUUUGAAGGUUCCAUCAUUUCCGGAUGAUGUUGCAAUGGCCUUGAUCGAGGAAGAGCUUGGUCAGCCUUGGUAUAAUAUAUAUUCUGAACUUAGUCCUUCUCCAAUUGCAGCUGGUAAGUCGUACUUCAUUUAGUGUGAUGGCAUGUCUUUCCUUCUGCCUGGGUUUUUGUAUUGUUCUGGACUCUUGUUUACACAAUCAAAUAAGAUUGUCCUUUUAGUUUGUGAAGCAUCUGGAUCUCAUGUAUGAUUUCAAAUGAUUAUGCAGCGUCACUGGGACAAGUCUACAAAGGGAGACUGAAAGAAAAUGGAGAUCAAGUGGCCGUCAAAGUACAACGACCUUUUGUUCUUGAGACCGUCACGGUCGAUCUUUUUAUCAUUCGAAAACUGGGUUUGUUCUUGCGAAAGUUUCCACAGGUAUUGAUAUCUUCCCUUCCCUCUUAUUGUUCAAGCUGGCUUGUGCCCAAAAAUGAUCCUCUGUUGUUUUCCCAGGUUUCUAUUGAUGUCGUUGGGUUGGUUGAUGAGUGGGCUGCACGCUUUUUUGAAGAACUUGAUUAUAUUAAUGAAGGCGAAAAUGGAACACUCUUUGCAGAAAUGAUGAAAGAGGACCUUCCUCAGGUACUUUUUAGUCGCAUUUGACAACUAUGCAUAAUAUUUGAAUACUUAGCAUCACGUGUUACGUAACUUUUUGCUGUCAACUAUUCUCUGAAAACAUCAUAAUGUGUUUCAAUCAUCCAAGUCAACCUGACAGAAUGUUCUAAUAAAAGGACUUCUUAGUAGACAACAAAGGGAAUCAGAUUCAGUUAUUUAAUGUAGAAACUGAAUGGUCAGGUAUUUUGAACAUGAGAAUUAAGGUAGUCAAUGCCGCAAUUUCACAUUUCCGUGGUUUCUUAUUACAUUAUCGUCUGUUUAAAGGGGAAACCCUUGAACUUUCAGAUCUUUAUUGGUAAUAUAGAAAAGUUCUCUGAUUUUAUCCAUCGAUCAGUGACUUAUGCCUGCCAGUCUAUUGAUUGGAUCCAAUUCUGGAAGAGAUUUUAUCUUUGAUUUUACGGCAGAUGUAAUAUAUUUUCAUUCACCAGAAACCUUGCUACGCUGUGUUGACAAGGAUGUGUCUAAUUCUACUGGCAAAGGCACAUAGACUUAACACUGUUCUUGCUAAGAGAGCCUGUUGUACAAUUGACGCCAAAUGGAAAAUAAAUUAAUAUUUUAUUUACAGAAUCAUUAAAUAAGAAGAAUAAAAUCAUGAAAGAAUCAUAGGAAACGUAAACUGUUACCUUUGCACUCUACCGGAUGAUGCUCUAUUAAAAAUGUUAUUUUUAUUCAGCACAUUCUGACACUAGUUUCUGAUACACCAUAGGAGUAAUGACAUCCACUUUAUGUUAUAUUUGGAGGCCCUCUCCACCUUAUGUUUCUUCAAUGAAACCCCGUAAAACUCUUAUUUCCUGCCCCUUCUAUUGACUUUUAGUCAUCGUUAUCAUCUAGGUGUGCGUGUUGGAGGUUAACCUGUACGUCCUUACCCUAAACUUGUUACGACAUUCUCACUAUUUUCAUCUGACACUUUCCCUGUCGGCUUGAUACUGAUAUGGGUAAGUAGACUGAAAUUCACUUGUUUCCAGGGCAUGCCAAUAGCCUUUUCGUUAUAUGCUUUGAGUUCGUAUCUGUUACGAUUAAAAUCGGGGACUUCCAUGAUAUUAUGUGUUUUGUAACUUAUUGGAAUGUUUUUGUUUCAGGUUGUGGUCCCAAAGACGUACCACAAGUAUACUUCGAGAAAGGUUCUUACCACCGAAUGGAUAGACGGUGAAAAGCUUUCACAAAGCACUGAGGGUGAUGUUGGGCAAUUGGUUAACGUUGGAGUCAUAUGCUACCUCAAGCAGGUCUUUUUGCCUCUUAUUGCCUUUAUUAUUUUUAUGAGUUCGUUCUUGUAGUUAUUUGCUGAACAUCCUUUCAUCUUACCUGUUCAAUAUAACAAUCUGAAAUUAACACUGAAUACUUCUAUCUAAGAACUAGUUGAAAAUUGCAGUACCCUGUAACCUUGCUUUCUUGCCAAACAAUUUUCAGUUCUGGGAUCCUCAUCAAGCAUUACACUAAUGCAUUUCCUUGUGAUCAUGAUAUCUAUUUGUGUUUCUGAAGAUUUUGUUUCCUGGUAUUACAGCUUCUUGAUACCGGUUUCUUCCAUGCUGAUCCACAUCCAGGGAAUAUGAUCCGCACCCCAGAUGGGAAGUUGGCUAUUCUUGACUUUGGUAAUUUUACAUUCCCUAUGGCAUUAUUGUGAAGUUUUUUCUGUACACAAUGCUCUGAGCAUGAUUUUUACUUUGAACUGACUGAAUGCGAUUUGGAAUUUAAUAUUAUUUUUUUACAGUAAUACCAUGCAUUCUCAUUGGAAAAAAAAUACUUUAUUGAGUAUAGGUGAAACGCAUAUUCUGAAAGAAAUUCUCAUAAAAUGUAUAAAAGAAGAUCCUCGUAACUGUAUGACAGAUGGAGAACCUGGAGGACGUUCAGUGGGCAGAGUAAGUUGCGGUGGGCAAGUGUCAUUGGAGGGUCAGGAGGGCCAAUUAUGAGGGAGGAGUUGGCAUACCUUGAAGAGAAAGGGAGUGGGAUUUAGGGAAUAAUCAAUCCAAAAACCAGUGGUCAUGGUAGUCUCCUUUGAUAUAUCCUGAUAACCUACCAAAUGGGGAAGAUACAAGAGCUGGUAGGCGGGCCGAAUGACAUUUUGGUUAGAAAGGCGAACAACGAAGUGAUAAAUUUGUCUAAUAAUAGGGAACUGUAGAACUGAAACACCUUCCGUGUAACAUUGAUAUAUCAAAUCCUUGAGGAUGGACAUUGGACAAAGUAGCGUAGAGAUGGCGUGAUUUGCACAUUCUGUCGUGUGAUCCUGGUUCACCUAUGUAGCAGCGGGAGGAAAUAGAUUUGCCUUACCAUAGCAAGGUUAUAUGGGAAAAUUGAAGGCUCACAGCUCUUUACUGCCGAAUGUAAGUCAGAAGAAGAGGGCAGUCCGUGAACGUGAAUUUCUUGGGUCUCAGUGCGCGUAUUUGGAAAAAACAGUAGAAAUCAUUGAGAGAGUGCUAAUAUUGAUGACUAGAAAGGGCAUGCGAAAGUUUUAGAUAUAAUUCCCACAGACGAAUCAUGGAUGCCAAAUAUGUGUGCAUAUGCCAGAUCUUCAUCUUUGAAAAAGGUAGCACCGACCGAAGGCCAGUAGUUUGAGCAAUUGAAGUGGCAAGGGGAGUCCACUAGGGUUUAUUUUGAAGUUUUCUUCGUUUCAUUAGCAUCCAUGCUGAUGGGUUGAUGCGUGUUUUUUCAACUCAUGAUGUAGUUCAUUAAUUUUACUAUGCAUAAUCAUCUGCUCCUUACUUUUGAUCGUUUAACAAAUUGGGGUUGGUUUCUGUAGGCCUGGUUACCAAAUUGACCGAUGAUCAGAAGUAUGGAAUGAUUGAAGCAAUUGCCCACCUCAUUCAUCGGGAUUAUCCUGCAAUUGUUAAGGAUUUUGUGAAGCUUGACUUCAUCCCCGAUGGGGUUAAUCUAGAUCCGAUUCUGCCAGUCUUGGCAAAGGUGUUUGACCAGGCACUGGAAGGUGGAGGUGCAAAGAACAUCAACUUCCAAGAGCUGGCAUCCGAUUUGGCCCAAAUAACUUUCGAUUAUCCGUUCAGAAUACCCCCCUAUUUUGCUUUAAUCAUCAGAGCCAUUGGGGUGCUGGAAGGCAUAGCUCUGGUGGGAAAUCCCGAAUUCGCCAUCGUUGAUGAAGCAUACCCAUACAUCGCACAGGUUAGCAGGAGUUGCUCAUCUUCUUUCGAAUCUUCUUCACAGAUUACUGAUGUCAUGCUCCAUAAAUAUGUACAUGUAUUUCACUUUUGUGCUCAUGUCCACGGCGAUGCCGCUGAUUAUCCAUACUGUGGGUCGCAGAGAUUUUUCUCUUGUAUCAUGUUCUUUUCAAACUGGUUGACCUUAUUUCUCAUGUAUAAUGUUAUAUCAGAGGCUCCUGACAGAUGAGUCACCGAGGUUGAGAAACGCCCUGCGAUACACCAUAUAUGGAAAGUCUGGGGUUUUUGAUGCCGAAAGAUUCAUCGAUGUGAUGCAAGCCUUCGAGAACUUCAUAACUGCGGCCAAGAGCGGCGGAGGAGAGGAGCUCAACGGCGGCAUGGCCAAUCUCGGGAUCUCUCAGAGCCCCACCUACUUGCUUCCCCCCGGCUUUCCAUCGCUCUCAUCCCAGCCCGAGACGCCGAUCAAAACGAGGGCCGCCUUGUCGUUCCUCCUAUCCGACAAGGGAAACUUCUUCCGCGAGUUCAUCCUCGACGAGGUAAACUGCAUGCGUCCUCUCGUGGUGGAGUUUUUCUUUCUAAACCUGCCGGCGUCGUCUUGACUCCUCGUCUGCAGAUUGUGAAGGCGAUCGAUGCGUUGUCGAGAGAUCAGUUGGUGCAGAUUGCGGCAGCCUUGGGGAUCAGGAACCCGUCGCCGGUUUUUUUUAGCAUGGUCCCCGUGAGGACCCCGGCCCUGUUACCCACCAUCACGGAGGAAGACAAGGUUAUACUGAACAACGUAGAGAAGGUGGUCAAAUUCUUGACUUCUGGGACCCCAAACUCGUCCCUCUCUCAGGUAGUUCUACACCCUCUCUCUCUCUCUCUCUCUCUAGAUUGUGGUCGAUUCAUGGGCACAGAAUUAUAUGGAUCUCUUUCUAGUGAUAGAAUCACAACGUAGAAAUCUCUGGCACUUUAGUCUACAUGGUUCUUUCCUCUCUCUUGAUUACCACCCAUCCACGGGCAGAUAAUUUCUCUAUAUUUAGCAUGGAACUCGGCAUGGAAAUCUCUGAUAUCUUGCAUAGUUCAUCUCUCUCUCUCUCUCUCUCUCUCUCUCUCUCUCUCUCUCUCUCUCUCUCACUAGAACACCACUGGGUCCAUGGGUUGCUUAAUUAAUUCUACAGGUUUCAGUGGUAGAAUCUAUCUAAGCUUCGAAAUCUCUAGACUCUCAAAUUGUUGAACUUGGGCAGGACGUGAACGUGGUGUCGGUGAUUCAAGAGCUACUCCCGGUCUUGCCGGGCAUCUCCGCCCGGGUGCUCCCCGAGAUCGUCAGCCGCCUGUCUUCCCGGGUGCUCGCCCGCCUCAUCCGUGAAGCAUUUUUGUAG
This is a messenger RNA of Spirodela intermedia, 7824 nucleotides long. NCBI's taxonomy places the organism in Eukaryota, Viridiplantae, Streptophyta, Magnoliopsida, Alismatales, Araceae. The record is from the annotation of a GenBank genome assembly.